This is a messenger RNA of Linum trigynum, 5737 nucleotides long. Lineage: Eukaryota; Viridiplantae; Streptophyta; Magnoliopsida; Malpighiales; Linaceae. The record is from the annotation of a GenBank genome assembly.
AGUGCCAUUUUGAUGACCCUCAAGGGAUAAAUAUAACGGUUCAAAGCGUAGAUAGAAGCCUAGAACCAUCAAGUUUAUCAAUAAUAUUUGUAGUCUAAAUUAGGGGUGGCUAUACGGUCCAGUCCGGUUAAAUUGGACCAAAUUGAUUCGGUGCAGUCCGGUCUUUUCGGGAAUAUAAGGACCAAAGAUUGGAUUGGAUACAGUCUGGUCUUGAUUCGGUCCGGUCUUGACCCGGUCUUGUCCCAAUUUGAUCUUGAUUUUAGGUGUUGGGGGUCUCUUAUCUGGUCUUUAUCCGGGUUUUUUAACUUAAAUCUAAGCCCGAAUAUGAGAUUGGAUUGUUUGCUAUUCGGUCCCGGUCCGGGUUAUACGGUCCGGUUUCGGGUAAAACCAAACAGUCCAGACCAAAUAGCCAGCCCUAGUCUAAAUGGAGUACUGCACAAAAUGAUUCAUAGAAAGAGAGAAAACAAUAAAAACUACCGAGGAACCCUUCCAAAGCAACUAUCUCAGUCGAAUCAUCCUAUAAAGUCGAAGGAAACUAACUCAGGAGGAGACAACAGUAGAGCUUUACGUGCCACUCUAUGGGCUGAAGACAAUCUCGAAGCUAAUGCUCGUUACACCUUGGCGGCGAAGCUGUUGAAUCACCACAUCGGAAUCACCUUCCACGAUUACACCUACAUGAGACAGGUUCCCGGAGACGACAAGCUAGCCAAAUGGCAUCUGUAGCUGCAAGCAGUUCUGCCAAGAAGGGAUCAGCCACUCCAGAGUGUAGGGGCCCAACUGCCAACAUGACAAAUGUGGAUGAAAUUGGAUGAGAUGUUGGUUGGUGUACAAAUAUAUCGGUCGAAAAUGCAACUACCGAAUCCCCCUGUACUUUGAAUCUCUAUUCAGUAAACCAACUAUAGACUCGACGGGUACUUCACCCGUUUAGAUUUUGUGAUCGAUGGUUCCAGAUGUGAGAUUAGCCCAAGUGUGUGACUCUAAAGCCGAAUUGCAACCCCGGGUUUGAGAGAAAGAAGGGAAAGUUGAGUUUUGGUUCUACUCAUUGUAUACAAUGGGGAAGCAAACUCUUUUUUCUUCUUCUUCUUUGAUGAUCGAUCGAUUACGAAGAUAGACAAACUGAGGGAAACCAUAAUCAAAUCAAGAGGGGACAACCCCGCACAUACGGUUAAUCCAGUCCGUGCUAGAUUAAUAUCGACAGUGAGAGUAAAACACAGGCUGGCUGGACUUCCUAACAAUCGUGAAUUUGGUUCAUCCCAGUCGAUCCGACUGGCAACCAAUCUGACCCUGUUCCUAGCUAGCAACCUAGGACGUGGUUCCUAACUACCGUGACAUGAUUGAUCCCCCGCAUUACAACAUUAAUUAAACCCCGCUGUGCUGGUUCAUUGAGCUUCCUUUUUUCUAUUCGAUUAUCCACUUUAAUAUACAGAAAAGAAAUGGGAAACAAACUGUCCUUGCAAUACAAACAAAAAGGGUUGGAGCAAGAGACAGGAAAGGGAGAAAACCAGUUCAUAUGAGUGUGGAAGGAAGUUGAGUAUGGGUUGGGCUUGAAAUAGACAACUAACCAAAUCGACAACCCAUUUCCAGCAGAAAAGCACAAUCACAAACCAAAUUACUAAGUAUGUUUUAUAGGGGUGGAAAACGGUGCGACUGUGGUUAACUGCACCGAAUAAGCGUGGUUAACCACCACCACACAAGGGGAAAAUCACCCACCGUUACCGUAAUACAAACAGUUUACGGUUAACCACAAAUCACGGUUAGCGGUUAGUUACGAUUAACUGCACUUUAAACCUCACACCGCGAUUAAGAGUUAAACGGUGUAAAAAACCGCGAAAUGAAACAAAACCGCAACAAAAACCGAAUUAACAUGUAAAAUCCAGCAACAUGCACUUGAGAAAUUAACACUAAAACAAGGAAAAUGCACCUGGAAAAGUCAGAAACAAAAUUAAGUUCUAAACAUCCAAAAGAAACAAUCCGCAUUAAUUUCUAAUAAGGAAAAUGCAUUUUGGGCUGUUGGAUGGAUUUGGCUUGGGCUGGGUAUACUCUUACGCGGUUAGUUAUUUGAUGGAGUUACUUAUUCGGUGCGGUGUGUGGUUAGUCCUCAAACUGCAAAAGAGCCAAUUUCACUAACUGUUACCGAAUAAAGGCCCCUUUAAACGGUUUGCGGUUAACCACAAACCGCUCUUAUUCAGUACGGUUGCGGUUUAACCACAAAAUCGCAACCGUGAUCCCACCCCUAAUGUUUUAGAUAUCGAAAUCUUACUUUACGAUGACCGAAAAUACCAAAAAUCAAAUCAGUAAGUGGACAGAAUUUUAUGAAUGAAUGACGCAAGCCAAGGAAGAAAACUGGAAUUAUGUAUUGUCGUGGAUUAGGUGAGUCAUGUUAAUCAGCCUUUUUAAGCCGGAUUAAUUAAUUAAGUAAUUAAUUGGAGGAGUUUAUAUUUUAGCUGUGACCUUUACUCUUAACUAAGGUAGUAGCUUGGAGGAGUGGCUAUACGGUCCGGUCCGGUUAAAUUGGAGCAAAUUGAUCCGGUCCCAGUCCGGUCUUUUCGGAAAUAUACGGACCAAAGAUUGGAUUGGAUACAGUCCGGUCUUGAUCUGGUCCGGUCUCAAUUUGAUCUUGAUUUUAGAUUGAGCUUAUGGGGAUUUGAGUGUUGGGGUCUCUUAUCCGGUCUUUAUCCAGGUUUUUACCUCAAAUCUAAACCCGAAUAUGAGAUUGGAUUGUUUGCUACCCGAUCUCAGUCCGGUCCCGAUCCGAAUUAUGCGGUCCGAUUUCGGAUAAAACCAAACAAUCCGGGCCAAAUAGCCAGAUGUAGUAGCUUGCUUGCUAGGAGGAUACAAAACAGCUGGAGGGCACCAACUUCUACUUACCUCCUUCCUACCACAUGCGCACAUUUCGACUUUCCUUUAAUUAUUUUAAUUAAUUAGUGGGUAUAUAUAAUUAUCACUAUAUUAAUUGUAUUGUUUUUUUAGUUUACGUAGCAAGUUAAUUAAAUGGCUUAAUUAUUGUUAUUUGUGUCGUUGUUGAUGAUGGGAGGUGCUUCCGCAAGGAGUAGUCCGUUGCAUGAUUAAGUCCACUACUUGUGUUUCUUCAGAAUAUUCUCCAAAUUUCUUGGGACUUUAGGGGUGGUUUGGUAGUUACGAUUGUUUUGUUGAGAUUGUUACUAUACAUGUAUUGUCUAGAAUGCAUCGUUUUUUUGUUUUUUUAUCAGAAACAAUGCAUGGAUUGUUUCCGUGAUGUGACAGAAACUAUCACUCAAAAUGAGUGAUUGCUAUAUCUCAACUUUUCGUUGUGAUUGUUGAGAUAGUUGAGUUGAGAUUGUUUUGUCUCAGCUUUUAGCUGAUGUGACAUAAACAAUCAGACAUACCAAACGUUGUAUUCUACAAUGCAUCACUUUCGACAAUACAUGUAUAAUAUUAUAUAUGUAUUCACAACAAUACAUCCAUUUAACAAUCACAACUUCCAAACAACCCCUUAGUUCCUGUGAACAAUUAUUUUUUUUAUAUAUAUAACAAGAGAAAGUAAAGGCUGGAGCUAGGAUUGGGGGGAUGGGGCUGACUUUUUUUUAACAUAUAAAUUGUAAAAAGGGAAAAAAAUGUAUAGUUUUAUUUUUCUAAUUUCAUAACAUGACAAGAUGUUUUUAGAUAAUUAAAAUUUCUCAAAAUAAAAUUUUAGCACACAAGUAUGCAAUAUGUUCAAUAUAUAAAUUAUUCAAUUAGAAUAUUUUUCCACUUUUGAAAGCUUGGGAGACUAUAUUAUUUAGGGGUUUGAUCGUCAGCCUGACAAGGUUAAAUAUAUGAAGCAAAAUCGACUUUCUAUAAAAAAUAAAAUUAAAGUAUUCAUUAUACAUUCAAAUUAUUCAUAAGAUUUACGAAAUCAAAGUAUAAUUUAUUUGGUAUAGUUUGAAUUUGAAGGGUCGUAAAAUCAAAAUAUGAAAGUUAAGUGAUUAUAUUGGCGUAGUUUGAAUCUGAUUUUUUUUUUUUUUUUUACAAAUUAGAACCUACUAACGAAAGCUAAGUGACCAAAUCGACUUUAUGUCAAAGUUACAUCUUACAAGUAAAAAAUAGAACUAAUAAUAUUGCUACUUUUGGGUAUUAAAACCGCGACCAAAUGACUCGUAAAGCGUGACAAGCCGUCUUUCUAUAUAUAGAAGCGAUUACAAAUUUCAUGAUUCACACACUUCUAAACUGUUAUCGUCGUAUUUAAACAUAAUUUUUCAAAACUCAUACAACUUUUUAUAUCCCAACCUAUUGAAUCUAGAACAAGUCAGCAUUGGCAUCCAUGGAAGGAAAGAUGUACCAUAUGCAUGCUACUGUUUACACCUCUCUACAGGAAGAUGCGCCAUGGAAGAACAAGAAACAAAUAAAUAAAUUUAGAAUAGGAGAUAAAUAAAUUUGUAAAAGAAUGGAUGGUAAGACUUUCUCUCCUAAACCAUGCAAGACGGUGCAAGUGGAGCUUUUUAUAGAUAAAAACAAAUAAAUAUAAUUUUUUUGCUGAGGAGAAACUUCCAUUUUUCUAUUUUCUACGGCACAGUUGGCCCAAUAUUGACUGGUGAAUCGGUCGUGCUGAAUAAUUUCGGUGGGCCCACCAACCAUCAUGACCCAACAAGGCAGCCGGCCGGCGUCAACCAUUCUCGCCGCUCAUUUCGAUCGACUGAUUUUAUGUAGAAAAUACAACAUUGACAUGAUAUAUAGAGUUGAGAUUUUUGGAGGUUGAAAGGAUAAUGUUGGACCACCGUCCUAUAAUUCUAACAAAUUAAGGGAUUUGAAGGGUGGGUAAAGAAUCAAAUUAGCACAUGGUUCUGGGGAUGUAGGGCAGUCUUUGCUGGAAUAUAAUCAUAUUUAUUAUGUUUGGAAUUUUCUCUCACAAUCAAUGCCAUGACAUUCGCUGCUUUUCAAUUCCUAAUAAUAAUCGUCCAUUGAUUCCCUUAUCCAGCCAUUAUUUUCUGUCCAGCCAAUUGGAAAUCAGAAAAAUCAGUAUGAAGAACGAGGCCCAGGUCAAAGCCCAAGCCCAUAGGCCAGCUCUGGUUUCCGUCAAGUAGGCAAGAGAAGUAAGAUUAUAAGCUUUAAGUUUGGCCCUGCAGUAGUUUUUGCAUAAGCAACUUCUGGCUGGACUGCUGGAGCUUUUAGAUAAGUACUUUUCAAAAAAAAGAGUUUAGUGUUUGGUUCUAAAACUAUUAGAAGUGUUUUUUUCAAUAUGAACGGUUGUGUAAAAUGACUAUAAAGGACUUAUAAUAUAAAAUAUAAAUAAAAAUUCUCUCCAGUUCUUCCAAACUCCUCACGAUUCAUCUUUUCUCUCUAGUUCUUCCAAAUUUUACUGAGUAGAAUCAAUACUCGACAACAAAAUAGAUACGAUAAUAACUAUAAUAAUAAUAAUAAUAAAAUUUGUUAGAUGUUUAGCCACAAAUACCCAUCAAUAAGAAACUGUUUUUGCUUACCUAACUCAUACAAACUGAAGUAAUUGAAACCUAAUUAAGGUUUCUACUUUCUAGGGUUCCCUCCCUUCUUUAAUGCCACAAGUGAACCUUCUAAAAGUGAAAGUCAUACACUAGUGCUACUUGAUGUGUUGGUUUCAAGGAUGAAAACUAUGGGGAGCGAGGGAAUGCCUAACGUGGUAAACCAAUCAUGUUGUUGGUCUCACAAGAUGCUGAACAUCACAGAUUUCAACUGCAAAUUGUUUGGGAACUAGCAUGUCAUAUUGGGUUAAUACUUAAUAUGCUAAUAAAGAUUAGGAUAUUAA